GCCCAUAAGAGACCAUAUAGAUCUCGCGGCGUCCCUCCGACUGGUGCAGCGGCAGAGGGGUUGGUCACAGUGCUGAUCGGACUGAAGAGACGAUGAUCGUUUGCGUUGCAGUCGUCGGCCACCAGAAUAAUCCCUUAUACAUACAGAGCUUCACGGAAGCAGAUGAUGCCCUCAAGCUUCACCACAUCGUCCACUGCUCCCUUGACGUCGUUGACGAAAGAGUGAACAAUCCGAAAAAAUCUGGCCCCACUCUGAAUGAGACAUUUCUUGGUAUGCUGUAUCCGACUGAAAAUUACAAAGUGUAUGGUUAUCUGACUAACACAAAGGUCAAGUUUAUAUUGGUUACAACGGAUCUGGACGUCCGGGAUGCAGAUGUUAGAAACUUCUUCAGGAGGUUCCAUGCUGCUUAUGUUGAUGCAGUAUCAAACCCGUUUCAUGUCCCUGGGAAGAAAAUAACCUCAAGGGUUUUUGCAGAUAGAGUCAGCAACAUUGUCCAGUCUUUUGGAUUUAGUCCAACUGGGUGAUGAUGCACAAAUGUCGAUAUAGUUACCUGUAGCAGCAACUCUCUGUUAUUUGCUGGGCCAUUUACUAGUAAUUCCAGCUUGGUUAAUUUUGCUGGUCAAUUGAUUUCAGCUGUAUACCUGGAAAGGAAAUGUAAAGAAGUCUAGUCCUUAUUUUGUAGCAACAAAAUAGGUGUGGACCUUUAUACUAUACUUACAUAUUCUCUUUUUAAUUUUCCUCGACAAAAUACUUUGACUUGCAUAUCA
Coffea eugenioides is the source of this 767-nucleotide messenger RNA. RefSeq names its product trafficking protein particle complex subunit 2-like protein. The coding region runs from base 93 to 524 and encodes 143 amino acids. The transcript has 5 exons. Gene Ontology annotation, cellular component: cytoplasm; TRAPP complex; nucleus. The record is from RefSeq and is a predicted model, not a curated record. Gene Ontology annotation, biological process: endoplasmic reticulum to Golgi vesicle-mediated transport. Lineage: Eukaryota; Viridiplantae; Streptophyta; Magnoliopsida; Gentianales; Rubiaceae.